Eubalaena glacialis (North Atlantic right whale) is the source of this 572-nucleotide messenger RNA. RefSeq names its product proteasome assembly chaperone 4 (gene PSMG4). The coding region runs from base 96 to 539 and encodes 147 amino acids. Gene Ontology annotation, biological process: proteasome assembly. The transcript has 2 exons. The record is from RefSeq and is a predicted model, not a curated record. NCBI's taxonomy places the organism in Eukaryota, Metazoa, Chordata, Mammalia, Artiodactyla, Balaenidae.
GGCGCGCUCGACCUCUCGGCGCUCGCCUGCUCGGGUCUGGCGGCGGCGGCGUGGCUGGACCGGGUCGGGCGCGUGCGGCGGGGCUUCCGGGCGGCAUGGAGGGGCCGGGAGCUGCUGCGCGGGGGAACGUCUCCCUGCACAACUUCAGCGCGAGGCUGUGGGAGCAGCUCGUCCACUUCCACGUCAUGCGGCUGACGGACUCGCUCUUCCUGUGGGUGGGGGCCACGCCGCACCUGCGCAACCUCUCCGUGGCCAUGUGCACCCGCUACGCUCCGCUCCUGCUCCUCCGGCAGCCAGCCCCUCUGUUACAGCAGCUCCGUCCCAACCUUGGGGUCAUCUUUGGAUCCCCCCUCCCACGCUCCACGCGCCCAGUGUCAGUGAAGCAGCAGGCACUGCCGUCAGCAGACCCUGCAGAGUCCAGCCUCUUCUCACCUGCUGCCUGGGCCAAGCCUGCAGGCCCCCUUUGCCACGUUAUGGGUUUCUCAGAGCUGCUGUUGCAAAGUGCCACAGACAGGGUGGCUGAAAACAACGGAGGCUGAUUCCCUCCCAGAUCUGGAGGCCAGAAGUCUGAA